AUGCAGUUUUUGUGUUUGCACAUCCAUAUAUGCUUCAACAACUUGCUGGUCAGACUACUUGGGCAAUUGGUUCAUCUUUUAAAUUGGCCCCAGUCCCUUUCAAACAUUGUUUUGUUAUUGGAGCACUUUUUAGAAGCCAAUUAAUUGUUGCAGCACAUGCACUUUUGACUGAAAAUUCUGAGCAAUCCUAUAUUGAAGCUU
Molecule: messenger RNA, 201 nt
Organism: Meloidogyne enterolobii
Lineage: Eukaryota; Metazoa; Nematoda; Chromadorea; Rhabditida; Meloidogynidae
Source: the annotation of a GenBank genome assembly